AGUUUUCACUUUAUCACUAGUUUUCCAGUUUUCGUGUUUUCACAAGAAUCAAGAAGAACAGCUGUUCAUUUCAUGUUGAUAAUCUUUUGAGGAUUAUCAGAGAUUUUUUUAUAAUUAAAAACUAAAUGUGAACAUGUCAUCAAUGGCAUCACCAUCAAAACCUGUGAACGUUCAAGAAUUUACCAUAAGGGUACCCAAGACAGUCCAGAAGAGAUACCAUGUAAUGCGAUUCAAUGGUACCUUAGAUGUAGACUUUGCAAAAUGGACAAAAGUUAGUAUGGAACGGGAAAACAACAUGAGGGAAUACAAGGGUUUUGAUGAAGAUCAACCAAAAUUUGGUGCUGGUUCUGAGUUUGGAAGGGAAGCAAAGGAAGAAGCUCGGCGUAAAAAAUUGGGCAUUAUAGCAAAAAAAUACAAUGCAGACAAUCAACCUUGGAUACUGAAAUCACUUGGAAGUACAGUGAAAAAAUUCAAAGGUAUCAGAGAAGGAGGUGUUUCAAACAACACUGCAUAUUAUGUUUUCACACAUGCUGAAGAUGGGGCUAUUGAGGCAUUUCCAUUACAUGAAUGGUACAAAUUCCAGCCUAUUCAAAGAUAUAAAGCAUUAUCUGCUGAAGAGGCUGAACUAGAGUUCAACAAACGCAAUAAACAAACAAAUUAUUUCUCUUUGAUGUUGAGGAAGAGGCUCAAAGGAGAGGAAGACACUGAGGUAGAAGAAGGAGAGGAAAAAACCAAGAAGAAAAAGAAAGAGAAAGAGUUGAAAAUUUCUGAUAUGGAUGAGUGGAUGGAAAGUUCUGAUGGGGAUGAUUCUGAAGAUGAAGAGAAAGAAAAAGAGGAAAGUGAUUCAGACAAGAAGAAAGUGAAAAAAGUUGAACCAAAAAAAGAUAAAAAGAAGAGGGACACUGAUGGGGAGGCCUUUGAGGAUUCUGAUGAUGGAGAUGGGGAAGGCAGAGAACUGGAUUACAUUAGUGAUAGUAGUGAUAGUGAGCCUGAGAAUGUAAACCUAGAUGGAGUAGCAGAAGAAAAGGCAUUGAGAAAAUUGUUGAACUCUGAUGAAGAGACAGAUGAAGAAGAUAAAUCUGACAAGGAACAAAGUAAUGAAGAUGAAGAAAAAGAAAAGGAGGAGGAGAACAAUGAAGAGGGUGAAGAAAAAAAUAAGAAGAAAAAGAAGAAAAAACCCAAGAAAGAUGCUAAGAAAGAGGCAAAGAAAGAAAACAAAGAAGAAGAUAAUGAUUUCAGCUCUGACAGCAGUUCUGAUGAAGAAUUGAAGAAAAAGAAAGAAAAAGAAAAGAAGGAGGAAAAAACUCCUGGUAGUGCUAAUAGUUCAAGAUCAGCAACUCCUACUACAGAUGGAAAGAGAAAAUUGACCAAUGAUGCUCUGGCAGGACCAAGUCCCAAAAAAUCCAAAAUGGAACUUCCCUCCUUCAGUACCAUGGGAUCUAAUGAAUCUGGUAUAACAGAAGAUGCUGUUAGGAAAUAUUUGAUGAGGAAACCAAUGACCACCACUGAACUACUUCAAAAGUUUAAGUCCAAGAAAACUGGACUAUCCAGUGAACAGCUAGUUAACAUUAUGACUCAAAUCCUGAAGAAAAUAAAUCCUGUCAAACAAACAUUGAAAGGAAAAAUGUAUUUGUCCAUCAAGUCAUAGAUAAUUUAUACUGGUUUAUCUGAUAAUUAUAAUAAUAAGGAAUAUACUUUCUACAACAUCCAUUUUCUUGUUUCACAUCUUUAAGGCAAAAUAAUAUAUUUUCAGGGAAUAAUGUAUUUAUUAUUACAAUUUUUCCAAAAUCUAUGGAAACUACAAACAACGGAUUUUUCUGAAAUUUUGUACAGUCAUACAGGGUGUUUCAUAAUAUAUGCGCAGAAAUUCAGGAUGUGAUAGCUCCAUUGUCCUAAAAUAUGAAAAACAGUUUAUAUUAACUUGCCCACUAAAACGCACAAUUUUCUAGAUUCAGGGUUUUGGAAUUUGGAAAAAAAAACGUUAAUUUUUUGUGA
Messenger RNA from Phaedon cochleariae (mustard beetle), 1995 nucleotides. The record is from the annotation of a GenBank genome assembly. NCBI's taxonomy places the organism in Eukaryota, Metazoa, Arthropoda, Insecta, Coleoptera, Chrysomelidae.